This is a messenger RNA of Ailuropoda melanoleuca (giant panda), 980 nucleotides long. RefSeq names its product potassium channel tetramerization domain containing 4 (gene KCTD4). Bases 1 to 780 code for a protein of 259 amino acids. Gene Ontology annotation, biological process: protein homooligomerization. Gene Ontology annotation, molecular function: protein binding. The record is from RefSeq and is a predicted model, not a curated record. The transcript has a single exon. Lineage: Eukaryota; Metazoa; Chordata; Mammalia; Carnivora; Ursidae.
AUGGAGCGUAAAAUAAACAGAAGAGAAAAAGAAAAGGAGUAUGAAGGGAAACACAACAGCUUGGAAGAUGCCGACCAAGGAAAGAACUGCAAAUCCACGCUGAUGACCCUCAACGUUGGUGGAUAUUUAUACAUUACUCAAAAACAAACACUGACCAAGUACCCAGACACUUUCCUUGAAGGUAUAGUAAAUGGAAAAAUUCUCUGCCCGUUUGAUGCUGAUGGUCAUUACUUCAUAGACAGGGAUGGACUUCUCUUCAGGCAUGUCCUAAACUUCCUACGAAAUGGAGAACUUCUACUGCCCGAAGGGUUUCGAGAAAAUCAACUUCUUGCACAAGAAGCAGAAUUCUUUCAGCUCAAGGGACUGGCGGAGGAAGUGAAAUCCAGGUGGGAAAAAGAACAGCUAACACCCAGAGAGACUACUUUCUUGGAAAUAACAGAUAACCAUGAUCGCUCACAAGGACUGAGAAUUUUCUGUAAUGCUCCUGAUUUCAUAUCAAAAAUAAAAUCUCGCAUUGUUCUGGUGUCCAAAAGCAGGCUGGAUGGAUUUCCAGAGGAGUUUUCAAUAUCAUCAAAUAUCAUUCAAUUUAAAUACUUCAUAAAGUCUGAAAAUGGCACUCGACUUGUACUAAAGGAAGACAACACCUUUGUCUGUACCUUGGAAACUCUUAAGUUUGAGGCUAUAAUGAUGGCCUUAAAGUGUGGUUUUAGACUGCUGACCAGCCUGGAUUGUUCCAAAGGGUCAAUUGUUCACAGUGAUGCACUUCAUUUUAUCAAGUAAUUACCUGUGUCAUGAACAAAGGCAACAAGCAUGCAGCCAGCAAGCUUCGGAAAACCACAGCAUCAAAGGCAUCCCAAAUAAUGUGUGCCUGGCCAGCUCUGUACUCAGAGCCCUGCUGCUAAUCAAUUACUAUGAGCUAACGGUAUGUAAAUUCUAUCGCUAAAGAUGUCCUUCUCGAGGGUGUUCCUGCUGAUCAGACU